Sorex fumeus (smoky shrew) is the source of this 708-nucleotide messenger RNA. RefSeq names its product lithostathine-like. Gene Ontology annotation, biological process: positive regulation of cell population proliferation; antimicrobial humoral immune response mediated by antimicrobial peptide; venom-mediated disruption of cell wall in another organism. Gene Ontology annotation, molecular function: oligosaccharide binding; peptidoglycan binding; signaling receptor activity. The record is from RefSeq and is a predicted model, not a curated record. The transcript has 7 exons. Bases 1 to 708 code for a protein of 235 amino acids. NCBI's taxonomy places the organism in Eukaryota, Metazoa, Chordata, Mammalia, Eulipotyphla, Soricidae.
AUGGCUGAUGAUUUGAGUACAACAGCUCAUAUUAUACACUACAUCUUGCAGGAAAUCUGGCCAUCAAGAGCUGCUGAGAAUGUGUUCAUUUUUCCAUAUGAGGAGUUGGCAGACACUGUGGCUUCUUCGCAGCUCCACAUUUUUCCCAGAAAGGUAUCUCUGAUAGCUUCAAAGUCAGACACGGUGCUGCUUGCCAUGACCAGUUCCACUAUGAGCGCCAUGCUGUUCUCCGGCUUGAUGUUUCUAGUUCAAGUUCAAGGUGAUGAUGUGGUAAGGGAGCGUGCUUCUACACGGACCAGCUGUCCUAAAGGCUAUUUUUCCUAUUUUUCAUACUGCUAUGCCUUGUAUAACACACCAACUACCUGGAUGGAUGCAGAACUAACUUGCCAGAAGCGGCCCUCAGGACAUCUUGUAUCUAUGCUUUCUGGGUCUGAGGCUUCCUUUGUGACCUCAAUGAUCAACAGUAAUUUCAAUAACUACAAAUACAUCUGGAUUGGGCUUCACGACCCCACAGAGGGCUAUCAACCUAAUGGAGGUGGAUGGGAUUGGAGUAGUACUGAUGUACUGAACUACCAUUCAUGGGAGGAAAUGCCUACCCUCAAUUCAAAUGCUUACUGUGGAACUGUAUCACAAAACUCAGGCUUUCGUAAAUGGGCAAUUGCCAACUGUAAUAUGAAGUUUCCGUAUAUCUGUAAGUUCAAGAUCUAA